Messenger RNA from Monoraphidium neglectum, 656 nucleotides. Its product is annotated as pre-mRNA-processing factor 39. Gene Ontology annotation, biological process: mRNA 5'-splice site recognition; RNA processing. NCBI's taxonomy places the organism in Eukaryota, Viridiplantae, Chlorophyta, Chlorophyceae, Sphaeropleales, Selenastraceae. The annotation marks the transcript as partial. Gene Ontology annotation, molecular function: protein binding. Gene Ontology annotation, cellular component: U1 snRNP; U2-type prespliceosome; commitment complex. The record is from RefSeq and is a predicted model, not a curated record. The transcript has 5 exons.
AUGACGGAGGCAGUAGAGGCACAGGAUAUGGCUUUAGCCAACGGUUCCGUUGAGCAAACCGUGGCCCCAGAUCUGCCGCUGGACCCUUUAGCAGCGAAGCUGGCAGAGUGCUGGAACGUGGUGCGGGACAAGCCAGAGGAUUUUGCGGGGUGGACAGCGCUCGCCUCGGCAGCCGAGAAGCUGGUGCGCUCGCUGCAGCGCGAGCCGCCCGCCGCGGCCGGCCGCGCCACGCACGUCGCCGCGGGCUCGCACGCGUUUGACGACCCAGAGCAGCUGUCGGCGGCAUACGAGGCCCUCCUGGCGGAGUGGCCGCUGUGCUAUGCAUAUUGGAAGAAGCUCGCAGACGCGCUCACCCGCCACGGCCGCGACGCGCUCGCGCUUGAGGCGCUCGAGCGCGGCGCGGCGGCCGUGCCUUACAGCGUGCCCUUUUGGGAGCACUACGCCGCGCACGUGGUGGCCAAGGGCGCCGACCUGGAAGCCGUGCGCAGCGUGUUCGAGCGCGGCGUCGCUUACUGCUCGACCGACUACCGCGCCGCGCCGCUGUGGGACGCAUACAUAGCCUUCGAGCGCGGCCGCGGCGGCCCCGCGGCGGCAGCGGCGGUGUAUGCGCGCGCGCUGCAGUGCCCCCUGGAGUCGCUGGACCGGCUUGAGGCAGG